AUGAUGCCUGCAGCUCUCUUGACGCCUCCCUGCGGCGAGGAGAUGGCGCAAUUCUCCCAGAAAACAGUAAUGGGCACUAUUUUCGAAACUACUGAACGCUAUACAGACUGGAGACCUGUUGGCCUUGGAGUCUCUGGGCUUGUCUGUUCCGCAAGGGAUCAAAUACGUCAUCGGACAGUCGCCGUGAAGAAGCUCGCAGAACCAUUCAAGACCGAGGGCAUUGCAAGACACAUGUUUCGAGAAAUCAAAUUGCUGCGACAAUUGCACCAUGAAAACGUGAGUGCUCUGACCCUGCUAUUGGCCUCCCAUCUAAUUGAUCAGAUUAUCAACCUUACCGACAUCUUCAUCUCGCCGUCGGAAGACAUUUAUCUCGUGACUGAAUUGAUGGCGACAGACCUCAAUACAAUCCUCAAGGCCAAAAAGGUCGAUGACCAAUUCACCCAAUACUUCAUGUACCAGAUCAUGCGCGGCCUCAAAUACCUCCACUCCGCCGGCGUCGUCCACAGAGACUUAAAACCAAGCAACAUCCUGAUAAAUGAAAACUGCGACCUGAAAAUAUGCGACUUUGGGCUCGCCCGAGUCCAAGAACACCACAUGACCGGCUACGUCUCAACGAGAUACUAUCGCGCCCCGGAAAUCAUGCUCACAUGGCGGAAAUACAACGAAAAAGUCGAUAUCUGGAGCGCCGGCUGCAUCUUCGCCGAGUUACUAUUAGGCGAGCCAUUAUUCCCCGGCAAGAACCAUAUCAACCAGUUCUGUGUCAUCGCAGAUACGCUUGGGAAUCCCCCGGAGUCGCUGAUCACCAAUAUCACAAGUGAAAAUACAUUGAAUUUCAUCAAAUCACUACCAAAAAGAGAACGCAAACCCAUUUCACAGAUCAUACCAAAGGCGACCCCAGAUGCCGUCACCUUGAUUGACCAAAUGCUCCAAUUCGACCCAGAUACACGCAUUACAGCAGCCCAAGCCGUCGAAUCUGCAUAUCUGGCUCCAUACCAUGAUCCAAACGACGAACCGGUCGCGACAGAGGCGUUUGACUGGUCGUUCCUGGAAGCGCAUCUUCCUGUUGAUAUCUGGAAGACUAUUAUGUACGGCGAGAUCCUAGGAUUCCAUGAAAAAGUUUCUCAAAGUGGAAUUACUGGUCCCAUGAGGACGGUAAACCAAUUGGACGGGAUGGAUCUUGCAUGA
Molecule: messenger RNA, 1185 nt
Organism: Penicillium nucicola
Lineage: Eukaryota; Fungi; Ascomycota; Eurotiomycetes; Eurotiales; Aspergillaceae
Exons: 8
Coding region: 1-1185 (394 amino acids)
Biological process (GO): cellular response to oxidative stress; stress-activated MAPK cascade; osmosensory signaling pathway
Cellular component (GO): cytoplasm; nucleus
Molecular function (GO): ATP binding; MAP kinase activity
Source: RefSeq, a predicted model, not a curated record